UAUAUGUCAACAGGUGAACUUCCGUUUCCUUCACGACUCAGCCAACAUGGCGACGCAGGGAGAGCAAAACAACUACUUUGUAAGAGAAAUUGAGAAAAACGACGGUUCUGUCUUGACAGUGAGUCAAUGUUACAUGGGGGACGUGGGCUGCGUGGUGUGGGAUGCAGCCAUCGUUCUUGCAAAAUAUUUAGAGACAAAAGAAUUUUACGAUCCGUCCUUGGGAGUGAAUUUAUGGGCUGGCCGAAGAGUGGUGGAGUUAGGAGCUGGAACCGGGGUCGUUGGUUUGAUGGCAGCAACACUGGGCGCUUAUGUUAGUGUGACAGACUUGGAGGAUCUACAGACCCUACUGAAAGUGAACAUUCAAGACAACCAGACUCUCAUCACUAGUGGAUCCAUAACUGCCAAGGUACUGGAAUGGGGCAAAGAUGUAUCUGGUUUCCUUCCACCUCCAAACUAUGUCCUUAUGGCAGAUUGUAUUUAUUAUGAGCAGUCGAUUACUCCACUGGUGGAGACCUUGAAGCUUCUCAGUGGACCAGAGACUUGCAUUAUUUGUUGCUACGAGCAACGCACCGAGGGCAUCAACCCAAAAGUGGAGGAGCAGUAUUUUGAGUUGCUGCACCAAAGCUUCAACUGUGAAGAAAUUCCAUUGAGCAAACAAGACGGAGAGUUUAGUAGUCCAGACAUCCGCAUCCUGCAUGUGAGGAAAAAAAGUCUGAGAUUGUAAGAUGACAUUUGUGUAAACCGAAGAUGUUUCACUGUCGGAGUACACCAUGUACUGGUUGCCAUUCCAUCUCAGCGCACACGGGAGACAGACAACUGUUCACACUCACAUUCAGUUCAGUGCAGACAGCUCGACAAGUCUUCAAUGACCGUAACAUGCAUUUUUUUGGCACGUGGGAGGAAGCCAGAAUACUCAAAGAAAAUCCACAUAAGCAAGGGGGGGACCUUGCUAACUCCACACAGGAAGGCGAGAGCCGAGAUUCAAUCCCGAAACUCAGAACUGUAAAGGAGGGAUGCUAAGCACUAUAUCAGUGUGCUGCCCUAAAUAGCAAAUUAUUCACACAAAAAAACCAACUAUUUUGGGAUCCUGUGUUUAUGUGACAUUUAACUUGCAGUUAAUUUAACAAUUAUCUUUUAACGGUAUACCAUGAAUCCAUGUGUGAAGCAUUGCUGAGUUGUAACACUAGGGGGCAAUAGUUGCCAUCAAAAAAGGUGUUGAAUCUGCAAAAGCUGCAAUUUCAUUACGAAUCGGAGGUUGGUGGUCAUUUUUUCCCCUUUAUUUCAUUUUAAUCAGUAACAUGAUUGCUAUUUCACCGUCAAGCACAGGCUACAGUCACAGAAGUCCUCAACCGUUUUCCUGACUAAAAUAUGUACUCAAUAUUGUCUAUUUAUAUAAGCUUCAAGUCUGUGCUAAUGCCAACUCUCAUGCCACUCACGCUUCUGCCAUUCUUUUUUUCUCCAUGCAAGGGGAAUUCCAUCUGACCGUCCCAGAUGAGGCGCAAGAUUAUGGCUGUUUUACAAGCAUAAACUGUGAGGUACCCCCCACUCUCCCACAGGUAUGCGGGGGCCUCUUUGUAGUCUUUCAGCCUCUUCACUUGUUACAUUCCUGAACUCUAGUGCAACAGCCAAGGCAGCCUCCAAUGGUCAAAUAAAACGAUUAAUGCUGACAUUGGGCUACCAAUGUAGUCCCUUAAAAUAAUGUAAGAUAUACCAUGACGGAACAAAUAGCAAUCACGUGAUGGAAAACUUUAGAGUAAAGUCUAGAGAAGUAGAUCCGUUUAGAGUGGCUUUGGAGAGAAGCCUCAGUUCAGAGACCUAUCAGGACUUGGGGAGCGGUGGGUUGAAGGUUUGAUGAUAUAAAACCAAAUAAAAAUUGGAAGUCUGCUUCUUAAGCACUGUCGGCGCAACAUACUGAGCUGCACUGCAGUUCCUACAUCACUGCAACCUACAAUUCCAGGACAUACAUUAAUACACCUGAUAGUGUCAAUAAAAAGUUAGCAUUAUUAUCUUAGUAAAGGCAGACAAUUUUGACACAGCUCUUGUACUGAAUUUCAUUAUAGAUGGUUUAAGUAGUCAUGAUGUUAUCAACCGUUUGACUCUGCACUAAUGGUCGGAUGAUUCAGUUUUCCCGUGGCACUGACUGUGAUAUGUUCAGCUAAUUAAUCUAACUCACAGGUAUAGUAAUAAGUCGAAGAGCAUUAUGUUGGACCCAGGGGGGAUCAUUUGGAGAUUAGAGGGGAGCGCCACUAUUAAGUGUAGCAUUCCUGCUGCAUGCCGACCGACAGCUCUCUCUCUCACUCUCUCUCUCUCUCCCCCUCUCUGUGUUAUUAUUUUGAAUCAAGAAUUUUUCUGGCGUCCUAUCGCCUUCAUAAAUUUUCCAUAAAUAAUUCCAAAAGUGUUGUGACAGUCUUUGUUAAUUAGAUGAGCACUGCUAGGGAAUGCAGUAAAUGGGACGGCUUACUAUGAAGCGAUGACGUUUUGUCUUCUAUGCUCAGACUACAACUGUAAACAUUGUUGAACAUGUGUAACUUAUACAUGCAUCCUGGAGGCACAACGUCAGCAAUUUCUGAUCACAGAUGGUGCUAUUAGUGGAAAGUUAGACAAUUUAACAGACUAAUGUGGCAUUUAACACCCUAGUCAUUUAUAAAUAACCAAACAGCCUAAGCAUAGGGUGUGCACACUCAUUUAUUAUAGAAUUGAGUUUUCUUUGAUGCAGGAUAUCUUUUUAUCACAGUAUGUGCCGGUUGUUUGGAUUUCAAUCCCCAGCCCAUUUAAACAGUUUGAGUUCCAUAUACCAUUUAUUCAAUGCAUACACCUUCCUUUACUUCUUUUACAUUGAGAAAUAAGAAAACAGAUUCUUGUGGGAGUGUGAGGGACAGUACUCAGCAACACGACUGCUGCAUCACGGUCAAGUGACACAGAUGAGACUUUGUAUCAUCAAUUUAUCAUCAUCAUCAUCAUCAUGCCACCUGGCGCUAAGAGAUGCAGUGUUCCCCAAAUGAAGACUCAUUCUCUCACUAUAAAGGUGUGCCUUCAAAAUAGACCGCUAACUGGGACAGUUAAAGAUAGAAAAGGCUGUGUAAAUGUGGUACUGCACCCUCAUGGAUCAUCCGUCUCUCAAAGAUGACUCAACUCAAAUGAAUGCUUCAAAGGCACGGUCAGAGCAUCACUGGAACUCAUUUAAUUAGUGCUCUCUCAGCUCAGCUGCACUACAUUGUGGGAAGUGUUGGCCAUUUAGGGCUAGCAGUAAUCACAGUGAAUGUAAACAUGACUGUACCAGAAAAGGCUAAAGAACUGCACAGUGAUUUGCUAGCGACCCAACUGUUAUUUCAUCACCAUAAAUUGUUAUUUUUAGAUUGGACAGUAUUUAUUUUUUUAACCAGAACAAUCACAAUAAGGUAAAUAUAAUGUUGUUCGGGCGGCACGGUGUACGACUGCUCAGCACAUCUGCCUCACAGUUCUGAGGACCCGGGUUCAAAUCCGGCCUCGCUUGUGUCGAGUUUGCAUGUUCUCCCCAUUUCUGCGUGGGUUUUCUCCGGGUACUCCGGUUUCCUCCCACGUCCCAAAAACAUGCCAGGUAGGUUAAUUGAAGACUCUAAAAUUGGCCGUAGGUAUGAAUGUGAGUGUGAAUGGUUCCCUGAGAUUGGCUGGUGACCGAUUCAGGGUGUACCCGCCUCCUGCCUGAAGAUAGCUUGGCUCCAGCAGCCCGCGACCCUAGUGAGGAUAAGCGGUAAAAGAAAAUGUGUGUUCAUAUAUAUGGAUAAUAUUGUUUUGUACUGCAGUCGUUACUGAAAAAGGUUGAUACCAUUCGUAGUUUUGAUAGUUUUCCUCUCGCCUUCUUCUCUUUUCCACUUCACUGGGUAGCUCCACUUCAUUUUUCUAAAACUUCACCAACGAAUUUGUUUCCUGAAUCAAGUCUGCGCAUGUGCAAUCCAUUGCAGGAGGAGGGAUUGGGUAGCAGUCAAAACAAUUAUGAUAGAUUAAGUAUUUUAAUGAUUUAUGCAUCUGAAUUAAGACUAAAAUGCUAUUAAUAGCUUUAAAUAGAAGAAAACAAUCAGUUUUGUGUGACGGGGCAGCCCCAGGUAUUUGCCUGUGCUGGACGAAUCGUGAAUCUGCCCCUGGUUAAGCAUUCUUUGGUCCCUUUAAAGGCUCUAUAUAAAUUGAAAAUGUAGUAUUAUUGUUGUUAUUAUUAUUAUUAAAUAUAGUGGAAUGAUUAAAUCAUAGUCAUGCCAGCAAUCUGAGCAAGUGUUCUUCCAUUUUUUUGUAUAGAAACAUGAUAAUUCGAGCCAGCAAGCUCCUCUCUAAUUACAUACCAACUUGUCAAACAUACAUAAUGUAGUUAGUGUUGGCCAGCUUUAGGAAAAUCAUUUUUAUUUUUUUUUCCAUUCCGUGUGAGUGAUUGGGUGGAUCCAGCCAACGCUAGUUUGAAAUUUAAAUCUGAGUCAUGAAGCGCUUUAGGAGGUUAUGUAAAGCCAAAAAGAAACACUCCAAGCAGAUGCCAUUUGUACUUUGUCCUGUGUGUGUAACCUCUCGGUCAAAUACACUGAACAAACUAAAGAUUCACUUCUUUUUAGGGAUUGCUGCUCUUUGAGCCAACUGAAUUGACUUUAUUGUGGCGUAGCUUCUCUUUCAAAGACUGAUCAUGCUCGGCUGUAACGUCCUUGAAUGUGUGUGCGUGUGUGUGUGUUACAGCUGAGUAAACAACGCUCAGGGACCAACUAGUUAAACUACAUGGGCAAAUGUAAGGUUUUCACAUGAAUAGAAUCCGUGAUGCUUAAGGAUGGAAUGUGACUGCUUUUUAAAGAAAAGACUAUGAUUAUAGACCUGGAACAACUGUAUAAUUACUUAAAUUACUUACUCUUAAAUCAUGUAAUUAAUGUUUGUGUAAGCAUUCUAUCUAUCAUUACAAGCCAAAUUGGUUAUGUCUAACAGGCAUCCAACAAGAUAUGAUCAUUUUAUGCUCUGGUGAACCUGUAAUAUAAGAUAGCAAAUAAACUUUAGUUAUAAAUAUGAAAGGAAUGCGAGUUGGUCCAUUGCCCAAAGAGCACCCUUUCACAAUGGUUAAAAAGUAAAACAAGCCUAUGCUCAACUUGCACGUUCAGCGAAUACAGAGAAAAAAAAAAUGGAAUAUGUCUAUUCUAACUAACAUUUAACAACGAACCACAACAUGGCUGGCACCUGAAAUAACUUUCAGCUGCUUCCGGAGCUGCUAACUUUGCUAACAACCAAAGAGAAGCUUUUACCGUCCUUGAGGAUAAGCAUCACCUCUGUAAACUGUAGGAGGGUGGGUGUUCCCUGCUGACAUUUUGGAGCUAAAUGGACCACUGUAAUAAUAGACUUUGCCUCUGCGUUAGUGCAUUAUAAAUCCUACAGUUAUACAUUAAGCCAGAAAUAAAUGUACACAAGCUUCAGAGUUGGCGGCACGGUGGUCGACUGGUUAGAGUGUCUGCCUCACAGUUCUGAGGACCGGGAUUCAAUCAGUUUGCAUGUUCUACCCGUGCCUGCGUGGGUUUUCUCUGGGCACUCCGGUUUCCUCCCACAUUUCCCAAAAACAUGCAUGGUAGGUUGAGUGAAGACUUUAAAUUGCCCGUAAGUAUGAA
This is a messenger RNA of Phycodurus eques (leafy seadragon), 5600 nucleotides long. RefSeq names its product valosin containing protein lysine (K) methyltransferase (gene vcpkmt). Gene Ontology annotation, cellular component: cytosol; cytoplasm. Bases 47 to 724 code for a protein of 225 amino acids. Gene Ontology annotation, biological process: peptidyl-lysine methylation. NCBI's taxonomy places the organism in Eukaryota, Metazoa, Chordata, Actinopteri, Syngnathiformes, Syngnathidae. Gene Ontology annotation, molecular function: protein-lysine N-methyltransferase activity. The transcript is spliced from 5 exons. The record is from RefSeq and is a predicted model, not a curated record.